Molecule: messenger RNA, 3501 nt
Organism: Clarias gariepinus (North African catfish)
Lineage: Eukaryota; Metazoa; Chordata; Actinopteri; Siluriformes; Clariidae
Gene: kcnab2b
Product: potassium voltage-gated channel subfamily A regulatory beta subunit 2b
Exons: 15
Coding region: 288-1526 (412 amino acids)
Biological process (GO): transmembrane transport; regulation of potassium ion transmembrane transport; regulation of action potential
Cellular component (GO): juxtaparanode region of axon; cytoplasm; voltage-gated potassium channel complex
Molecular function (GO): potassium channel regulator activity; voltage-gated potassium channel activity; transmembrane transporter binding
Source: RefSeq, a predicted model, not a curated record
CAGAGGCACUCCCUUCAUGCACACACUGUGACAUCUCUUCUAACCAAUGCUGAUCUUUUGUAAAGAGUACCGGGUCAUGCCUGCCUCCUGGAGAGCCAUUAUUUCUGUCUACUAUCUCUACAUCAGCUUCUGUCAGCUUCUCGGCUAACAAGGACAGGAAUUAUUUGAGGAAACAAUACUUCAUUUUUAAAGGGGAAACCCCCUUAGUACCUGCUGUAAGAAGAUUUCAGGGCAUCUUAAAAGCUGCCUCAUUGCAUUAAGCCUCCUCAUUGUAUUUUACCGGCACCAUGCAGGUCUCUUUUGUGUGUACGGACCACCGGGCUGUAAGCCGUAGCACUGAGGAUCGGUUGAAUCGGCAGAAUGCCGGUAGCCCCAACCUGGGCACCAAGAAUAAGUUUCGCACUGUGGCCAUGGUGGCACGCAGCCUGGGCCAGCUCUCUGUGCAGAACCUGCCUUCUUCCAGUGAGCACAGUGUCCGGAACGGCAUGAAGUAUAGAAACCUUGGAAAGUCUGGCUUACGGGUGUCAUGUCUGGGGUUGGGCACAUGGGUAACAUUUGGAGGUCAAAUCACAGAUGAGAUAGCAGAGCAGUUAAUGACCAUGGCAUAUGAAAAUGGGAUCAAUCUGUUUGACACAGCUGAGGUGUAUGCUGCGGGCAAGGCUGAAGUGGUUCUUGGCAGUAUCAUAAAGAAGAAAGGAUGGAGACGCUCCAGUUUGGUGAUUACCACUAAGAUCUACUGGGGUGGAAAAGCAGAAACAGAAAGAGGAUUGUCAAGAAAGCAUAUAAUAGAGGGUCUGAAAGCAUCUUUGGAGAGACUGCAGUUAGAAUAUGUUGAUGUAGUAUUUGCUAAUAGACCCGAUGCCAACACACCAAUGGAAGGAAAUCCAUUUAACACCUCAAAAACAAGAACAUUCAUCAUAGAAGAGACGGUGCGAGCCAUGACCCAUGUAAUUAACCAAGGAAUGGCCAUGUACUGGGGCACAUCUCGCUGGAGCCCAAUGGAGAUCAUGGAAGCGUACUCCGUGGCACGGCAGUUCAACUUAAUUCCCCCAAUCUGCGAGCAGGCAGAGUACCACAUGUUCCAGAGGGAAAAAGUAGAGGUUCAACUGCCUGAGCUCUUCCAUAAGAUAGGUGUGGGUGCCAUGACAUGGUCUCCUCUGGCUUGUGGGAUAAUCUCAGGGAAGUAUGAUAGUGGUGUGCCCCCUUCCUCACGUGCGUCUCUGAAGGGCUACCAGUGGUUGAAAGAGAAGAUCCUGAGUGAGGAAGGCCGGCGUCAGCAGGCGAAGCUGAAAGAGCUGCAGGCCAUCGCAGAGCGACUCGGCUGCACACUGCCUCAACUGGCCAUCGCAUGGUGUCUAAGGAACGAGGGAGUGAGCUCUGUGCUGCUAGGAGCAUCUACCCCCGACCAACUCAUGGAGAACAUAGGAGCCAUCCAGGUUCUAUCAAAGUUGUCAUCCUCAAUCAUUCAUGAGGUGGACAGUAUUCUAGGAAACAAGCCAUACAGUAAAAAGGACUACAGGUCCUAAAGGGAGCUAUUCUCUCUCACUGUCCUUUUGAUCCUACAUCUGCUGGAGCUUUAACCGAAUGAGACUUUUGGCUUAUGUGACUGGACAUGUCACAGUUGCAGUUUGUGCUGGAGAUACCAACUCAUGCCCAGUAGAGUCUACCUAUUCAGCUAGGGAGAAUAAAAUCUCAUCAGAAUGGCACAGGGAGAAACAUCGUAGACAUAAUCAGCCGGACCAGCUCGACAAGCAGAAGCAGCUCCUUUAACCCACAGAGGCACAUCUGAAACUUGCACGCUCGUUGACUCACUUGCUUUUUUCCCUUUUAGGAAUCUUCUAGUAAACAAAUAGGAUUCCAGAGAAAGUCUGUAUGUAUUAUAUAACUGCAUGUGAUUCACAGGCCUAAACACAUGCUUUUUGCCCUUUGCCUUUUGAGAAAUAUAACCAUCUUUUAAAUUGCUUUUGAAAAGUUGUUAGCAUAUAUUUUAAAAGCAUUGGUUAUGUAUUUCCGGCACUGACAAAUUCAUAUAAGAGGUGAACAGUGAAUUUAAAAAGGUCAGUUCAGAAGAAAUGUCAUGCCAUUUACCUGUUGUUCAACAGCGACUCUAAACAGGUGUAAUGAUUGGAUAUUUUUUCCUUUCUCUUGCAUAGACUUAUACAAGGUUUAACCUUAACAUCUAUAGUAAUGCUACAUCCUUUUGACAUCUAUUAGAGACACCUAUACUUCUGCUCACAGUUUUUAAAUUUGUCAGUUUAAAAAGAAAAAAAUUUGCAUGUAAACACCAUAAAUUAUUUCUUAACUAGCUUGACAAGUAGCUUAUCUACAUGUGAAAAGAACAAAAAGAUUGGACAGUAACUGCACAAAGUUUUUUUUUUUUUUUUUUAAGGAAGCAAGUAUAAAACUUAAAUGUGCAUCAAGCAUGUGCAGUUCAAUGAGCGAACACCAAAGAAUUUUUAUGUUUAUUCUCUUCUAUAAUACUCUUAUUCUGCAUACUGGAAAUCCCAAAUAAGGAUGCUUAUUUAGCAGGCGCCUAUUACAUUGAAGCACUGUUCUAGGAAUAUAGGAUGUAAUAAAGAUGUAAUAUACAUUAUAAUAUUAAAGUGUAAUGAACUAUAUAUCUAUUCUUAAUUUGCCUUAAUGCUCAACAUUUACAGUAAUUUCUGUUUUUGAUUACUCAUUAAACCAAUAUUUCCCAAAGAGUGGGAUGCUCCCCCUAGUGGGAAGUAAGAAAAGUGCAGGGAGACAGAUAGAUAGACAGAUAAGUAAUUUAUAACAAAUUCAUAAACACUUUUGGAUUUUUAGUUUUGUAAGUAAGUUUGAAAUUCCCAUAAAAUAUUUUUGAUUGUGAACAUUAAAAAAAAGAACCAAUAAAACCAAGCCAUGAAUUUACAUGAUAUUUUUAAUUAAUCUUAUAAACAGGAUACACACAGACACCUCUCCAGCCUGUUAAGGAGUAUCCUUUAAGAGACUAUCAUUGUUUAUUCUCUUUAGCUUUGUUGAAAGGUAAGGUUGAGGCACACUUAAAACAAUAUUUUGGUUCUAAUUGAUUAUCACUCCAACAACCAGUGUUUACAUACUAGAGUUGCCUGGUUGUGACUGGGUGAGCAGGCUGUUAUAUAAUUCUUCUGUUAUUUGUAUGGCCAGUGGCUCCCUCUGCUGAGCAUUGAUGCUCUUUAACAAAGCCAUAAAUCUACAGAUAUGGCCAAAAGUUUUGAGAAUGACACAAAUAUUUUUUACAAAGUCUGCUGCUUCGGUGUUUUUAGAUCUUUUUGUCAGACGUUACAAUAGUAUACUGAAGUAUAAUUACAAGCAUCUAAUAUGUAUUUAAGGCUUUUAUUGACAGUUGCAUUAAGUUUAUGCAAAGGAUCAAUAUUUGCAGGAUUGAUGCUUUAACACUGCGUAGUGCUCAGCUUUAUACAUUUCAAGAAGGCCAGCAAAGAGGCCACUACUCUUCAGCAAAAACAUCAGGGACUGACUGCAAAAGGUACAGGAUUCAGA